Molecule: messenger RNA, 723 nt
Organism: Psilocybe cubensis
Lineage: Eukaryota; Fungi; Basidiomycota; Agaricomycetes; Agaricales; Agrocybaceae
Exons: 2
Coding region: 1-723 (240 amino acids)
Biological process (GO): negative regulation of DNA-templated transcription
Molecular function (GO): DNA-binding transcription factor activity
Source: RefSeq, a predicted model, not a curated record
AUGGAUAGAACAGAUCUCGAGACGUACCAGGUUCAGCUAUCUCAGGUUGAAGUAGCUCUCUCCGCCGACCCAACCAACACCGAACUUGCUUCUUUGCGCGAUGAAUUGAAGGAAUUGAUAGAGCUCUCGCAGGCUGCUAUUGCUCAAGCGGAAGCAGCUGCGUCGUCUUCUAAAUCGGAAAGCCGGAAGGCUACGUCUACGCCGACGCAUGUAUGGUCAGCCGGGGACGAUUGUCUUGCAAAGUACUCGGGCGACGGUGCUUGGUACCCCGCCCGGAUUACGUCUGUCGGUGGGGCGACCGAAAACCGCGUCUACAGCAUCGUAUUCAAAGGGUACAACUCAACCGAACUCGUGAAGGCUAACGAAAUCAAGCCUCUACCACCAAAUUAUGCAAAUACCACUGCGCCAUCGGCGAACAAGCGUAAGCUGUCCAAGGCAGAGGAGGAGGAAAGAGAGCGGAAGAAAAAGAAAAACGAGAAAAAACUGGAGAACAAAGCUGCCAAAGCCAAAGAGCAGAUGGCCAAACAGGCAACAUGGCAAAAGUUUGCGAAGAAGUCAGAGAAGAAGGGUGUGCACCUCCCAGGUGUGGCAGGGACGAGCAUCUUCAAGACACCGGACAACCCUCUCGGAAAAGUCGGUGUCACCGGGAGCGGAAAGGGUAUGACAGAGGUGGCUGGGAAGACUAAACACAAGUUCGAGGCUCGGGACGACGACGGUCAAUAG